Messenger RNA from Mytilus trossulus (common blue mussel), 6201 nucleotides. RefSeq lists its product as uncharacterized. NCBI's taxonomy places the organism in Eukaryota, Metazoa, Mollusca, Bivalvia, Mytilida, Mytilidae. The transcript is spliced from 6 exons. The record is from RefSeq and is a predicted model, not a curated record. Bases 185 to 823 code for a protein of 212 amino acids.
GGUUAAUUAUUAGACACAACCUUUUUUUAGACCCAGCCUUCCAAAAGUAAGAAGAUAAACAUCUAAUAGCAGACAGGUUUUUUUUAUUCAUGUCUUAAAACAGUUUAUCAUGGCAGAGAUGGAAUUGUUAAACUGGAAACUGUGUUAUAUAUAACUGAAUUAAUUUUAAUUUGAAAAUGAUUGCAUGAGUGAUGACUUGAUGCAGACAAAUAGUGUAAUUAUUAUGUUUCACACACAUUCUGGUGUGGCUAGAGCUCAUAACACCAGGUCUGGACUACACACAUUUUUUGGUCUUGUACAACAUAGAAAACAGACAUUACGCCGAGCCAUCAUUCUCUGUAUUGUGGCGGCUGUAUUUAUUUUGGUUGGCAGUAUACUAACCUGGCUUGCCUUCAGGGAUAUAUUUGGCAACAGAGUAACAGGACCAGUUUUUCUAGGUUUAGCCUUUAUAUUAAUACUCCUUGCUAUCCAGAGAUUUGUACAAGCCAAGAAACAUAUAGCACAAAGUAGAAAUGAACAACAGAAUUUUAAUUCUCAGACAGUAGGGGUUGUUUUAGAAGAAGACAAUGGAGAAGGUGGUGCUAUUACAGUUAUAAUGGAUAGUUUACAAUUCAGAAAUGCUUGGAGGGACCCAGACCAAGAAGAGAGUGUGCCUCCCCCAUCUUAUACAGAAGCUACAGAUACCAGUUGUAUAGAGCCCCCUGUAGUGGUACCAGUUGUAAGUCCUGAUGAAAAUGAGGCUCCACCAAGUUAUGAAGAGGCAAUAGAAGAUUCACAACAUUCCAUCAGUGAUGUAGAAAUGUCGGAAAGGCAACCAGGAUGAUUAUGAUUUAAAAAUAAAAGCCUGAGUGAUUGGAAAAGUCAAAUACAAUAUGUUAUAUGAUGUGUUGCAACUGAUAAUUUGUUCAGUGUUUAUUGUAAUGUAAAGUGAGUUAAUCACAAAUAAUGUAAAAUAACAAUGAAAAAUCCGACUAGUGGAUAUGUUAAUUUAAAAAGUCACCAAUAGAAAACAUUAUCUUUGGGUUUUUUUUUAUACUCUGACAUUCAAGGUAAAUUGUUUAUUCCCUAAUAAAAGUUGUAAUCUAUAGAGAAACAUGAACAUUUUUGAAAUUGACUAUAGUUUUCCAGCAUAAAGUUAUUUGACUUUGUCAAUCACUUACAGGAUAUAUAUUUUUAUGCACACCAAUUUUUGUUAUGUUGUUGAUGUAUAUGAAUGAUGUGUCAUCAUGAGUUCUGUCAGCAACUCAUUUACAAGUAUUACAAGCAACAUAUCAAAAAUAGAAAUAGUAACUUAUGUAACUUGUGUAACUUGUGUAAAUUAUAAAUAUGAAUUAAUUGUCAAAUCUAUUUUAAUUGUUGUCAAAAGAAAUGUUUUAUAUAUUUUUUUAAGUGUUUAAUUGAAGUAGUAUUCAUUAAGACAAUGUGUAGUGUAUUCUCUUAUUGAUACAGUCUCAUCACAAAUCGUAUCUUUUACUUUGUCUCUGUUAGAUUUGUUUAUACCUAUGAUUAAGAUACUACAUGUAGCAAAAACAUACAUAACUGAUUGCUUCACUAUACUAUGGAAUAUGAUAAUUCUCAACUGAUUUUUUUUUAAUUAUUGUGUUUUGAAAUCUAAAAAUAUUGGGUCAAUAAUUGAGACUACUGAUCUGUUUCUCUUUUAACUUUUAGUUGUUGUAUAGUCAAAUAUUGUGAUUUUUCAGAAUAUUUACCAAAAAAAUGUUGUUAGUUUGUAAUGCCAGCCAAAAAAUGGUCUUCUAUACUAUCACUAUGUCACAAGCUUGUCCAAAUUGAUUUUUAACCAUAAAGAUCACUGAAAAGCAAACCAGCAGGUUGUAAGAAAUUAAAACCUUAUAAGAUUUGUAUAAAUUAUUAAAUGAUUUGAAAAGUACAAAUCUAACAACGCCCUUCUAAGCCAAAGAGUAAAAAGCCUUUUUGAUAACUGUUGAACACAUUGAUUAUGAAUUAUAAACUGUUUAUAAGUUUUUAUUGUCCUGUAAUUUUAAAGAUUGAAUAUUUUGUAUUCACUUACAGUCAGAUAAUGUUAACAUUUUACUAUUGCCUGUAUUGGUUUUUCUAGAAAGAAGUCUUCAAAAUAUAAAAACAAAAUUGCAGUACCCUACUGGCACCCUACAAUUUUUCUUAGAUCUUUCACUAAGUACAAUUAUUAUUGGUAUAGAACAAAUUUUAAAGUGCCUCUCAUUACUUUUCUUUUAUUAAUUUUGUAAUGAAAGAGUAAAAAGGUUUGAUAAAUUUACAGUGGUAUGUGCAAUAUUUAAAAAAAAAAGCAAAUUUAAUUAUAUUAAUCUGUCUUGUCUGUCCAUGUGUCUUGUAAGGAAAACUCCAACAAAAUGGCUUGACAGAUAUUGAUGAAACCUUACAUAUAAAGAAUUGGAUCCUGGUCUUGCAAGUUUUCAGAGGAGAAAACAAAUCAAACUAACCUCAAUAAAUAAACAGUUUAGGGGCUGGUGCAUUCCUCAGUGUUUUCACUAGCAGUUAUAGUUUUCAACAUUAUAAAGCAUUAUUUGUGAUAAAUUGUUUAUAAAUGAUAUUGAUAAUAGUAUAUGUUUGUGUAUGGUGCAUUGGAACAUAGGUUGUAUGGCAACAAUGAAUUAUGAUUAAAAGUGAAAAGAGAUAUUUGAUACUUAUCAAAGAGACUUAUGCCAAAGUGUAUUUGGAAUAUAAUGAUAAAUAAAGGUGCAUUUUGAGUUGACCAUAUUAUCUUUUGAUAUCUCAAUCAUCCUCUCCAGUCAGCAUACACAGUCCUUCCAUCUGUUAUAGCACAAUUCUUUGAAGUUGUGCAUAAAGGGGAAUAAUUCUAGUCAGACUGCUUCAGGGGGAGAUAAUUUGGCUUUAAUAUUAGAGAAAUUGGAACAAGAAAUAUCAUCUUUAAUGCUCUUUCAUAGGGCCUCUAGUUUCAUCAACCCAUGUAAAGCAUAAAAUAUUUAAAGAACAGAUUUAUCAUUAAUAUAAUAUUUUGAAAUAGAUCAUUGUUAAUUGUAGAUUUUUUUUGUUAGAAUAGAUUAUGAAGAUAGUUUUUUGGUGUAAUAUUUGUCAGACUUUAUACUUUUUAAAAAUAUAUAUUAUAUAGAUAUAGGAAGAUGUUUGCUUUACUAUAUAAUAGACCUUUUCUUCAUUUUAUUUUCAGGAAAAUGUAUUUUCCUCAAGGUUGUUUUAAAAUACAUUAUCCCUUGUUAGCAUGAAAAUGUCUAUUGAUCUGUAUAACAAAUGAAGAGGAAGAUCUAAAUUGACGAUAAUUUGAAUAUUACAAGCAUUUUGUUUGUGCAAAGAAAUUAUGUUUGUGCAAAGAAAUGGUAUAACCUAUUAUUUACCUGGAUAUUUCCUGUGAGAAUAACCUGAAUUUUACGUUGUUUUCUUUUUAUAGGAAAAUGAGAUAUCUCGUUAGUUGUUAUCUAACAUAAUUGUUUUUCUUUAUUGUUUUGAUAAAAAUAAGAAGAUGUGGCAUGAGUGUCAAUGAAACAAUUCUAUAUAUUGAGCAUGUAUUGGCAAUCAUACUAUGUCUUAUUUCUUAUGGAUAAAUAUAUAUAAGAGAAGUCUUUAUUCUAUUAUAUUACAUAAAAAAGCACUGCCUUUAUGUAAAAAAAGUUUUAAAUAGAAUAUAGUGAAUAUCAUGGAUAUAGAAACAUCUAAAGUAUACAGUGAUGAAUAAAACCCAGAAUACAUUUUGGAAAUCACAAUAUUGUUUUCAAAAAACUUUUGAUUGAUCCAAGCAAACGUAGUUACUUUUCAACAGGUUAAUUUUGUGCAAACAUAAUUUGUUUAAUGGUGCAAAUGUAUGACAAAUUUGUCGAAACACAAUAAUCGGCAAAUACCUUUAUAAAUUUGGAGGCCAAUUGAAUCUCAUUUUAAAUAAGUUUACGUUUACUUUACAUUUUUUAUUUUUAUUUUUUUCUCAAAUAAGUGCAAUAGAACUAAUAUUUAUAUUUUUGUCUUGUAUUUACAUGUUUUGUUAGUUUUUAUUUACAUAUUGAAUGUUGUGCAUUAAAUAUUUUGUAUAUUGUUAUAUCUAUAUAUAUGCGUGUGUCAACAGGUAUUGAUCAAGAAUAUUUGAGCUCAUGUUUCAAAAUCAUGUCAUAAUUUUUGAAAGUCACCAAGAUAAUUUUUGUUGUGAGUAAGUGACUGUAAUGUUUGUAUGAUGCUCAACAUGCUGAGGAAGCAAGCAUGAUUUUUGUCCAUGGAUAUGAUAUUUAAUUUUAAAACUUUGUUGAAUGAAUCAUAUAUUUAUAGGAAAAUGAAUCAUAUUAACCAUAGCUUCAAAGAAUUACAUCAUAAUGAUGCAUUAAUAUUCAGGCAUUUUCGACUAGAUUAGCCAACUGCAUUGCUUUUGCACUUAGAAUUUUUAAUUUGACUUUAAAUGAAAACCAUCUUACUUGUCGCCGUCACUUGAUGGCUGAUUUCAACAGAUUUUUUGGACAUUGUAUCAUUGUAUGAUUAUAUGUGUAUCAUUAUCACUUUGGCAUUUUACUUUUAUUUUGAUUGAUCAUUUAAUACAUAAAAACUAAAGAACUUUGACUGUUAGCAAUGGCAGAUUCUGACUAGUUGGGUCUGUACUAGAAAAUAAAACGUUUUUAAAGUACUUGAGUCAGAAUCUUAACAAAAAAACAUCAAGCAAUACAGGUUAAAGUAUUUAAUAACUGGAAUUCUUUUGAAAUAAUUUGUAAGCAAAUUAGUGACUUAUGCUUUCACUUGCAAAACAAAAAUAAAUAUGUUGAGAACAUGUUAUGCACUUAUGUCUUUUCAGAAAAUUCAUUGGAAUUUAAUUUAAACUCGUUUCAAAUGUUCACUUGUAGUUGGAAUUGUAUGGAUUAUAAUAAAUUUGUCUGAAAUUAAUGAAUUUUGAAUAACAGGGGAAAAGUGUUAGUCAAAAUAGUUGCAUGUUUGAAAAAUUUAAUAGACAGAGUUUGGUCUUGGAGAAAAGGAGGAGUAAGAUGGGAGUUGGGGAGGGGUGGGUAGGAAUAGUGAGAACCUGUUCUCUCCCUUUUUACAGGACUCUUUGCAAUCUUUACAGGACUAUUUCAUAUUGGUUAGUCAAUGAUAAGUUUAUAUAUGUAUAUUUGUUAAUCUCAGUUUUCUAGUUGAUUUUGAAUAUUAUUGUUUUAUAUAAAUAAAGUGCAAUGUACUUAAAGUCAGAUUUAUACAUGUUUAAGUUACAGUGCAGUUUAUUGUUUACAAGUUAUAUAAUAGAAGCUUUUGCCACCAAAUGUUUCUUUUUAUGCCCACCUACGAUAAUAGAGGGGCAUUAUGUUUUCUGGUCAGUCUGUCCGUUCGUCCGUCCGUCUGUCCCGCUUCAGGUUAAAGUUUUUGGUCAAGGUAGUUUUUGAUGAAGUUGAAGUCCAAUCAACUUCAAACUUAGUACACAUGUUCCCUAUGAUAUGAUCUUUCUAAUUUUAAUGCCAAAUUAGCGUUUUUAUCCCAAUGUUACAGUCCACUGAACAUAGAAAAUGAAAGUGCGAGUGGGGCAUUCGUGUACUGAGGACACAUUCUUGUUAUUGUCAUAAAAUAUGUAAGGAUCACAAAAUUUGUUUUUAAAGUAUAAAUACUUGAAUCUUAUCCAUACAUUUAAAUCAAAAAGCACAAAUGAAAUAUGUGAAAUACUGACUGUAUUUUACAUCAAAAUCUUAUCCUUCUAAGUGUUCUGAUAUGUCACAUUCACUUUUAUGAUUUUUAAGAAGAAAAAAAAAUUUCACGGACUACCUACAAAAUUUGCAUCAAUGAAAAUAGAAAUGUUUUUAGUGACAAUAGCAUUUUAUUUUAAAACAAUAUGUAGGACAGGGUUUUAGAAAUUUGAAUGAAAUAUGUGAGGGGUCUCAUUUACUCACCUACAUGCAUUACCUUUAACCUUAUGAAGCAAAACAUUCUUACUUUCAUGGUAAAGUUUCUUUCUUUUUUCUAAAUACUUGUCUGUCCUAUAUCUAUAUAUAGCCACAUAUCUAAGGAGAUCUUUGCUUUUUUGUGAAGCUCUAGUUUCACAAAUAUCUUGUUCCUUAAAAUAUCUAGAUAAGUAAAAUUAAAUGAAGUUGUUCUCAUGUUUUUUGUUUGAAGAAUAUAUGUAUGAUUUUUUUUUUAUAUAUAUGAACCUUAGGAGUUAUGAAAUGACUAAAACACAUGUAAACAGUCAAGGAAACUUACAAAAUAUCAUAUCUGUGUUUUUGUUUUUUUGUGCAUUGUUGCUUUCUAUUUAAA